This is a messenger RNA of Pocillopora damicornis (cauliflower coral), 2672 nucleotides long. Its product is annotated as neuronal acetylcholine receptor subunit alpha-10. Gene Ontology annotation, cellular component: postsynaptic membrane. The record is from RefSeq and is a predicted model, not a curated record. Gene Ontology annotation, molecular function: acetylcholine-gated monoatomic cation-selective channel activity; transmembrane signaling receptor activity. Gene Ontology annotation, biological process: monoatomic ion transmembrane transport. NCBI's taxonomy places the organism in Eukaryota, Metazoa, Cnidaria, Anthozoa, Scleractinia, Pocilloporidae.
UUUUUGUAUUCAGAUACAUACAUCCACGUACAACUAAGAAACACGUCGUCCCCUUGCGUGGAGCUGAUCACGCGGAGCAGAUAUGCCCAUUUUGUGGCGAGUUUAUAUCGUAUUUUUGUCACUUUGCUAUACCGUGUGUUCAUCUAAAGUUACAAAGUAUAAAAGCAUAACAGACGAUGACGACGAGAAGAAGUUGUUACACUUCCUAUUUGAUAAUUAUGACCCAGAAAUCCAUCCUGUUCUCAAGAAGACAGAUACAGUUGAAGUAAAGUUCGGCAUCUCGCUCCAUCAGAUCAUUGAAGUGGAUUUCAAAAAUCAAAUUGUCAAGAGUAGUGUUUGGAUAAGACAGGCAUGGAAUAACCCGUUCUUAACGUGGAAUAGUUCAAACUUUGGUGGUAUAAAAACUAUUAAUGUGCAUCAGUCAAAACUCUGGAAGCCUGACAUAUUCUUGUAUAACAAUGUAGAUGACUCUGACGAUGGGGCUCUGGAUCGUUUCAAGACUAAACUUGUCUUAAGCUCAAAUGGAGACAUUAUGUGGAUGGCGCCAAAAAUCCUGACAAGCUCCUGUAAAUUUGACGUUACUUACUUUCCUUUUGACAAACAGACCUGUAAAAUGAAGUUCGGUUCAUGGACAUAUGACGGUCUUCGACUUGACCUUAUCCCAGAAGGAGGAAAGAACAUGUGUGAUGGAGACAUUAAAAAGUUCAUCAGACACGGAGAAUGGGACCUACUAAGCAUGCCUUGCAGUCGUAACGAACUUGUUUACGCCUGUUGUCCAGAGCCUUAUCCGGACGUUACUUACACCAUGACGUUGAGAAGACGACAUAUGUUUUAUUUCGUGAAUAUGAUCGCCCCCUGCUUUCUUAUAUCAGCGCUGACCCUGUUGUCUUUCUAUCUUCCUCCUGAGUCCGGCGAGCGUCUCACACUCGUUAUUACAAAUCUCCUGGCCUUGACAGUUUUCAUGUUGUUAGUGGUAGAGAUUAUACCAGCGACCUCUGAGACUGUACCUCUAAUCUCUGUUUACUUUUAUGGCAGUGUUUUUGAGGUGGCUUUGGCUCUCGUCGCAACGUGCCUCGUAUUGAGGUGCUAUUUCAACAACCCCUCACAUACACCCGUUCCGAACUGGGUGCGUCACAUAGUGUUGGGUUGGAUGGCUCGACUUACUAAGGUACCUGUCAAGAAAAUCCUGGAUGGCAUUGAUCCUAAAGAAUCCUCAAAGAAAGACCCAAAGCAAGAUGAGAACGAUAUCUCAGAAACUGGAAAUGUUGUUCAAGGGAAGAUUCCAAACACCUCGCGUCGUAAUUCAUCACGUGAUCACCUGUCACACAUUUCACCCAAUCUACCUGGCGAUAUACAGCCAAGACUAAACCUUUUACCGUCAAUUCAGCGAGCUAGAAACGCGAAUCGUUUAAGCAUGCCCCACUUUUACGAUGGUAUUCAAGUCGGCGGCGCCAUGAAUGAUCUGAUUAGCAGUCACGCUGCCUCGAGGCACAAUCUUCUGGACAUCGCGCCGCCAUCGCAUUCGAAGCACGUUUUCGCGAAUCAUGUGAAGUCAGCAGACGACGUUAGAGGUACUGCUGAUGGCGUGACAAGACAGCUGUUAGAGACUCAGACAAAUCUCGCCAAAGAUGUAGCCGAGGUAGUGCGAUAUAUUCAAGACCAGGAGAUGAGCGACCUAAUGAAGGAGGAAUGGCAACUAAUAGCUAUUAUCAUUGACAAAUUUUUCCUCUGGUUGUUUUUGUUCAUUCUGUGUGUUUCUACGGUAAUCAUCUUCAUGCAAGCUCCAAGCUACGCGUGGUCUUAGAAAUCUGAUAUUAGAUGUAGCUAAAAAAAGGAUUUUUAACUGGGUGUUUAAUACCAGCAAUUUAUCGGUAUUUAAGUGCAAACCAGGCUAUUAUUUUCCUAUAAGUCAUUAGAAAGGGGAGAGGGGUAAAUGUACUCUGAGCUCCUCCAAGGAAUUUGGUCGGUCGAGCAGCUAGGAGGAAGGGCGAAAAAACCAGUGACUUCCCAAGAAAUAUUUCUUUGAAAUAUCGUAGCAUGACUAAACUAGAAAGAUAAACAAGUACCUAUAGUCACAGGCAAAACAUUUAGUAGACGCUGCAUAUUGGUUGAGAUCAUUUAUUUUCAUGGGCAAGCAUUGCCUCCGACCUACAGUAGAAAAUAUUGAGAUGACUUACACACGGCUAAUGCGACAUGAUGCAGUGAUAGUUCUGACGUGUUCUUUGCCGAAUUUUGCGAAAAAAAAGUAUGUUUUGGGGUAACGUUUAGUUUGUUGCAUGAGGUUCAGCUGGUUUGAACUCAAAUGCAAAAUUAAGCGGGAACAAAGUUUCCUCUUUUUACAAUAUGGUGCCUGGUGCACUUCACUUCCUAAUGCAAACCAAACCCAGAACAGAGCAGAGAAGCAACAGAAGAUUCAGACUUGCCGUGAUCAGUUGACACACUAACUUUCCCUGAAAAUGAGCUUACUGCAUGCAUUCAUGACGGACCCUCCCAGUAAUGUUUACGACUUCUUACUAGCAAUUAAUAUAAUAGAACAGUGGAUAGCGUUGAAGGCGCAUUUUGAUUGAUUACUCAAAUCCCAAAUAUCCUUUGCUAUUCACCUCCGAGUAACGCGCGGGAUUUGCCCCCGAAAAUAUUAUGACCGCGUUACAAGAAUAAAUGAGUUAAAAUCA